This is a messenger RNA of Symbiodinium sp. CCMP2592, 1455 nucleotides long. Lineage: Eukaryota; Dinophyceae; Suessiales; Symbiodiniaceae. The record is from the annotation of a GenBank genome assembly.
AUGGCUCUCCGGCGCCUGCGUGGACCCUUGUUGCGGCCCAUCUGCCGAGCCCGCCGGGCGUUCUCCUCUUUGAAGCCGUGGGAGGCGCUCUCUGAAUCCCAGCGCGCAGCCUGGGAGUCCCUCGGCCGCGGCGAGUCCUGGCAUCGCACGCCGCAGAAGACCCUGCCGAGUUGGGGCCAGCUGCAGGCCCACCAGCAGGCAGCCGCCAAGCAUGGUCUGGGACUUCAUGAAGAAAGCUGGGAAAAAUUGAGGGCCCAGAUUCAGGCCGAAGCCGCCGCACCUUCACCUUCGGUGUCCUCUGGUGCUUCAUUGGCACGCGACGGCGCUGGCGCUGGCGCUGCCAGGACUGGAGCGGCAGGAUUGGCCGGAGUCGCCUGGUCCGUCUGCAAGACCCUGGCUCCAAUCGUCGGAGAUGCGCUCGAUGGGGCCAAACACCCCGGCUUGCGCCUGUUGGGAGGAGCUUUCCGGUACAUGGCAGAUGUAAACGAUACUUUGGCAGCUCCUGUCACGGUGGAUGACGUCGAAACCAUACUGUACUUGGACGACUCGGGCUCAAUGCGUGGCUCCGUCCAAGGCGUGUUUGGCAAGUCCGGCUUGCACUUGGGCCAAGACGCCUUGGAUCAGGUGGUCCCUUUACUUCAGGGGCCAACACGUAUUCUCAAGUUUGGAACUCUCCCUAAAGUGCUGCUUCCAAGAGAAGAGCUCUCUGGGCCACAAGAAACAGCUGCCACAGCAACACUGCUCCAUAGCGUGGUGGCCGCUCAGUGGAACGGCACCUCCGGGGGGACCUACAUGUGGAAGAUGAUCGAAGAGGACGUGCGCUCGAGGUAUCUCCCUGGCCAUGGCCGCCUGCGCCUGAUUGUCAUCACGGACGGGGAGGAUACGCACUCCCCAGGUGCUUACUGCGGCAUCAAGGGCAUGGAUGCGUUGAUGAAGGAGUUGCAGAAGCAGGGCUUCGACGUCGAAUGGCACAUUAUCAUCUUGGGCCGGUUCCAAGCUGCGGAGCGAAAGCGCUACGAGACCUUGGCGGGUGCCACCGGUGGCUCCUUCCUCGCGCUGGAGGAAGCGGAAGCCUUCCAAAGCACGGCCGCACAGCGCUUUCUCGCAGCUCUCAAGGAGAAGCCAGGCGCGCGGCAGGCUCGGCAACAGGCGUACUUGGCAGACACAGCUGCCGGCCGAAUGGAGCGGGUGGAGUGGUUCAAAGCCUUACCGCCGCCAGGAAAAGGUCUACAACGGGAAGAUGCUUGUGAGCCGUGUGUUGAGCAAGGCAAUCUCAAGUCUGCAGAACUUUGGAUGCCCACGCCGCCCUUGCUCAAGCACCGUAGCUGCGCGAACGACUACGAGCUGUUUGUUUUCAGUAGCAGUCCAGAUCUGGAGAAGGUGUGUAACAGUGUAGUGUCGUCUCGGAGCAACAUCAUUCACGGGCCACUUGCAUCUAAAAAUCCUGGUCUAUAG